AUGACUGCCAUGGAAGACAGCUCGAGUGGUGACAAUGUGCCUUCGCCGAUCGAAAACAAGGAUCCCUCCGCCCAUAUCGAGCAAAUCCAUACCAACGAGAGAGUACCAGGCCAUCCCGGAUACUAUGAGAAAGACGGUCUGAGGACGUAUGGUGAUGAUGAAGACCAUGACCAUGAACCGCCGAUGACCGUUCAUAGAGCCUUGAGCUUGGUCGCCAUGGCUUUCUUGUGGACUGGCUCCCAAAUCCCCGUGUACAUCCUCGGGGGUAUCCCGCCAUACAUUUAUGCUGAUAUUGGUGGUGUCGACCGCUGGAUCUGGUUCGUCCUGGCUUACCUUUUGGCUCUGGCCGCCAUCUGCCCCUUCGUUGGAUCGAUUUCCGAUCUCAUUGGAAGACGAUGGGUGGCACUGGGAGGCUCAGGGUUGCUCAUCAUUGCCAUGAUCAUCUGCGGUACAGCGCAUAGCAUGGGUGUUUUUAUCAUGGGCAUGACUUUCUCCGGAGUCGGGGCUGGCAUCUGUGAGCUUACCUCGCUUGCCGUCACGUCCGAACUCGCCCCAACCCGGAAACGAGGCAAAUACGUCUCCGUCCUUGUCUUCACCAUCAUCCCUUUCUGCCCAUCCGUCCUCUGGGGUCAACUGAUCGCCUCGCACGCUGGCUGGCGAUACUGCUGUCUUCUCUGCGGACUAUGGGCGUGUGUUGGCUUCGGCGGCACCUUGAUCUUCUAUUUCCCGCCUCCUCGACCAAACUCUCGGGGCCUCACCAAGAAGGAGAUCAUUGGCGAGAUCGAUUUCGUGGGCGGUUUCCUCUCAAUCACCGGAAUGAUCCUGUUUCUGGCCGGCCUGCAAUGGGGCGGAUACCAAUACCCAUGGCAUUCGGCGCACGUCCUGGCACCUCUGGUCAUUGGUGGAUUUUUCCUCCUCAUUGCCUUCCCCAUCUGGGAGAUCAAGUUUGCCAAAUUCCCAAUGUUCCCGUCGAGAAUGAAGAAAGAGGCCAGAAUCCUCACACUCACCUUGAUCAUCACCGCCAUCUCGGGAGCAAACUUCUUCUCCGUCAUCAUGUUCUGGCCCACCCAGGCCUUCAACGUCUACGGCCAUGAUCCCGUGGGAGUGGGAGUCCGAGGUAUCCCUAUCGGUUUCAGCAUUCUCACCGGUGCCUGCGUCGUUCUAUGGCUCCUUUCCGUGUUCCGAGGCCACAACCGCGAGUUGAUGAUACUCUCCUCGGUGCUGAUGACGGCCGGUUGCGGCGCGCUUGCAGUCGCUACUCGAUACAACCUGCACACACUUUGGGGCUUGUUGAUUCUGGCCGGUCUCGGCAUCGGCGGGAUCGUCGUUCCUGCAUCCAUCAUAACCACCAUCAUCUGCCCGGACGACAUCAUCGCCACAGUUUCCGCUCUCACCCUUUCAAUCCGUGUGAUUGGCGGCUGUGUCGGCUACACCGUCUACUACAACGUCUUCCUCAACAAGUUCGUUCCCAACGCCACAAAGUAUAUCGGUGGCACCAUGGAGCUUGAGCUUGGCAUCACCAACGUCACAUAUAUCACCGCCGCCAUCGAGUAUACCGCAGCCAGUCUUCUGCCUCUGCUCAAGACCAUUCCCGGAAUCGCCGGUAACGAGACCGCCUACGAAAUGGUGGUGCUGGCUGGCCAAGUCGCCUAUGCCGAGUCGUACAAGUACGUGUAUUUGACGAGUAUUGCAUUUGGCUCGAUUGCGAUUUUGGCCAGUGUGUUUUUGGGCAACAUUGACAAGUACAUGGACGACCACGUUGCUGUGGUCAUGCAUUGA
Molecule: messenger RNA, 1779 nt
Organism: Fonsecaea multimorphosa CBS 102226
Lineage: Eukaryota; Fungi; Ascomycota; Eurotiomycetes; Chaetothyriales; Herpotrichiellaceae
Exons: 3
Coding region: 1-1779 (592 amino acids)
Biological process (GO): transmembrane transport
Molecular function (GO): transmembrane transporter activity
Source: RefSeq, a predicted model, not a curated record